GUAGACAGGAUCUAGUAGAUGUUGUCUACAUCAUAAAAAGACGGCAGUUCCACUGCAUAUUAAAGCGGCGACACUGAGAUAAUUUGGAUUCGCCUUCCAUCAGUAAGUGUUGAAAUGUUACUAUAGUUACGCUUGAUUUUAUUGAGCACAAUGUACUGUAUGAUAAACACAAAUGUAAUAUAUACUUCACUGUAUCUCUCAUAAUUUCGCGCAUUUGAAAGAUUUUUAAUACUUGUAGCGCGCAAAUGUAAUUACAAUCAAACUGACUAACAGUGGUGACUUCCCUUUAAUAACUUUACACCAUUUGCUGUCAACGAAGGUGUUGUCAUCAGUUGUUGAAAAUAUGAAAUAUUCAUGUUGGUUUUACUAGUUCUACGAAAUGGGACAUGAUGAAACUUCAAGGAAAGUACCGUUUUUUCCAGCUAAAGUUCAUGGGGAAUGGGGUAAAUGGUCACCGUGGACAAGUGAAUGUUAUUGUGAAGGUCGCCAGUUCCGACACCGACUUUGCGACAGUCCUGAACCACAGUUCGAUGGAAACACCUGUCCUGGGAAAGAUAUUUCUUACCGAUCAUGCACAAAUGCCACAAACGAUUGCAAAGUAUAUGAUGAGCCUAAGAAACAAAGUGUUUGUGAAGACAACUUGUCAGACUAUGAUGGGUUUAAUAGUUGGUCAGGAUGGAGCUCAUGUUCCUCCGAAUGUGGACAUGGGCUCAGUUCGAGGAAGAGAGUAUGCAAAUUGUCUGGGCCAACAGAGGGUAUAAGACCUUGCACCGACGAUGUUGUCGAAAGUCGACCCUGUCGAGGGAACGGAAACUGUCUCGGCAAGUAAUCUUUUCCAGUUCGUUACAAAUAUUAUUACUUUUUACGUACUAUUUCAAAGUGAAGUGUACUUAUUCGGAGAAAGGAAG
Molecule: messenger RNA, 908 nt
Organism: Mercenaria mercenaria
Lineage: Eukaryota; Metazoa; Mollusca; Bivalvia; Venerida; Veneridae
Product: A disintegrin and metalloproteinase with thrombospondin motifs adt-1-like
Exons: 5
Coding region: 380-829 (149 amino acids)
Source: RefSeq, a predicted model, not a curated record